CAGGAGCGAGAGGGGCGCGUCGAUAUACACACAGCCGAGCCGAGCAGAGCAGCGCUUUGGGUAUAGCAGAAGGUGCUGAAGAGUAAGAGUAAUCCGGGGCAGGCGCAGACACUCCACACACCGAGCUGAGGCUUUUUUGGCGGCGCGGGGUUUUCUUUGUGUGUGUGUGUGUGUGUGGCGAUCUUUUAAAACCAUGCUGGAUUGACCGCAGAGAAAGCAGCUGCAAUCAAUGGCGUGGCUUUGAAAUCGUUGAAAAUUUAUUGGGAAAGGAGUGUGAGACAGAGCGACAGCGGGGAGAGGGAGAGAGCGGCGAGAGAGAGGGGUGGAAAUAAAGAUCCUUUCAGCGAUGGAGCUUACAAUGGAGAACAUCGGAAAUCUGCACGGCGUGUCUCACUCUCAUCAGACAGGCGACUUAAUGAACGCCCCGCACGCGCGCCAGUCGUCGGCGUCGCAUCGGAACUUGGUGUCGCACGGGCGGUCAGCCAUGGUGUCCAGCAUGGCCUCCAUACUGGAGGGAGCAGGGGACUACCGCACGGACCACGCUCUGUCCGGGCCCCUGCACCCGGCCAUGACCAUGUCCUGCGACUCCGGGAUGAGCCUGAGCAGCACCUACACCACGCUGACGCCGCUGCAGCACCUGCCCCCCAUAUCCACGGUAUCGGAGAAAUUUCACCACCCUCACCCGCAUGCUCACCAUCACCCGGCGCACCAGCGGCUCGCGGCUGGGAACGUCAGCGGCAGCUUCACCCUGAUGAGGGACGACCGCAGUCUCGCCUCCAUGAGUAACCUCUACGGCCACUACCCCAAAGACAUGUCCGGUAUGGGUCAGCCCCUGUCCCCGCUCUCCAACGGUCUCGGGUCCUUGCACGGCUCGCAGCAGACCCUGAGCGCCUACGGUCCUGGAGCUCACCUGUCUAACGACAAGAUGCUUUCAUCGGGGGGAUUCGAGUCCCAUGCAGCAAUGCUGUCCCGGGGCGAGGAGCACCUGGCCCGAGGUCUCGGGGGCCACGGGGCCGGGCUCAUGACGUCCUUGAACGGCAUCCAUCAUCACAGCCAUCCGCACUCUCAGGCAAACGGAUCCAUGUUGUCGGACCGGGACAGGCAGACGGUGGUGGGAGGAGGCCAGGGAGCCGGGUCGGGACAGGUGGAGGAGAUAAACACCAAGGAAGUGGCACAGCGGAUAACGGCGGAGCUCAAGCGCUACAGCAUUCCGCAGGCCAUCUUCGCACAGAGGAUCUUGUGUCGGUCCCAGGGAACUCUGUCCGACCUGCUGCGGAACCCUAAACCGUGGAGUAAACUCAAAUCCGGCCGGGAGACGUUCAGGAGGAUGUGGAAGUGGCUGCAGGAGCCCGAGUUCCAGCGGAUGUCAGCGCUCAGGCUUGCAGCCUGCAAGCGCAAAGAACAGGAGCAACACAAGGACCGCAACACAGCGCCCAAGAAACAGCGUCUAGUCUUCACGGACCUGCAGCGUCGCACGCUCAUCGCCAUCUUCAAGGAGAACAAACGCCCGUCCAAGGAAAUGCAGAUCACCAUCUCCCAGCAGCUCGGCCUGGAGCUCAGCACCGUCAGCAACUUCUUCAUGAACGCACGCCGCCGCUGCGUGGACCGCUGGCACGACGACCACGGCGCCAGCCCCGGGCAGCCGGGGACCUCCACCACCACCUUCUCCAAGGCCUGAGAGGAGAAGGAGGAGGAAUAGGAGGCAUUCAAAGAGGGCUGGGGAACCAGGUUGGAGCAGCAGGCGUCACAAGGAGGUGGCUGUGAAACCUGUCUCUGAUGACCCCACCUUGACCCUGGACUGCCUGGGAAAAAAAAGCAAACAAAAAAAAAAAAAA
This is a messenger RNA of Poeciliopsis prolifica (blackstripe livebearer), 1835 nucleotides long. RefSeq names its product one cut homeobox 3a (gene onecut3a). Gene Ontology annotation, cellular component: nucleus. The record is from RefSeq and is a predicted model, not a curated record. Gene Ontology annotation, biological process: regulation of transcription by RNA polymerase II. Gene Ontology annotation, molecular function: DNA-binding transcription factor activity, RNA polymerase II-specific; RNA polymerase II cis-regulatory region sequence-specific DNA binding. The transcript has 2 exons. The coding region runs from base 347 to 1678 and encodes 443 amino acids. Lineage: Eukaryota; Metazoa; Chordata; Actinopteri; Cyprinodontiformes; Poeciliidae.